AUGGGAAUAUCUGACAGAGUGACCAAUGAAAACAGUAAAUGUGAAAUAAGGAAGGAAAAGAGACUGUGCUACAUUCAACCAUGCCAAGCAAAAUUUCCAAAGAGCAUAAAGGUAAAGCACAUUUCAGACUACAAUUUCCUCAUUAGGCUGAAAGUAUUAACUGCUAGAUGUAUGAUUUUUUAAAUAACCAUGGGGCUGGUGGGGAGAGAAGUUAUGGUCUUGCUGUUCAAUAGUGGAUUUGAAAAUUAGGGAGACAGGAAUAACAGAUCAUCUCAUAGAAACUUGUGGAAUGUUUUCUACAUUGCUCAUAUGGCACAUAACUACCAAUAGAGAAUUAUUGGGCCCUUCUUUGCACUGCUGGUGUUCAAAGGAGAUUCUUUCAGGUCCCAUCUACCCUAUUCAUUUAAAGCAGAAUUAUACCACUUAAAAUAUUAAUUGCUUUCCUCCAAUGAAUCCUGGGAACUGUAGUAUAUUCAGGGUACUGGGAGUGGUUAAUAGACUCCCUAUUCCCCAUAGCACUACAAUUCCAAGAGUUAUUUAACAGUCAAUCUCUUCCCAGCAAACACUGCGAAUUGCAGCUACUUGAGGGGGACUAGAGGUCCCUAGGAGCUCUUAGAACCCUGAACAAACUCCAGAACCCAGGAUUUCUUUGGGGGGAAACAAUGGCUAUUUAAAGUGGAAUCAUGCAGCUUUAAAUAUAUACUGUAGUGCAGUGUAUAAUCCAUGUCUGUUAGCACUGGUGCCUGCUGAGUGCAUUCCCCAGUUGUCACAUGUUUAUAUUAGCCCAAAUCAGGUGUCCAGAAAGUCAGGUGGUAAAGUGCUGGGAUGAAUCUCACAGGUCACUGAUUAAAUUUCCCACUCAUAUAGUGUCACAGUGGUCUUGAAGGUGGCAGGAUAGUGAACCUGCAGGAGUUAACAGUGUAGAACUAAGUUAUCAGCACUGCACAAAGAUCAAGCAAUGCUAAACUUAUAUUUUAAAUUUGCAUGCACUGUAGGUAGCUAAAAAUAUGGCCUCAACACUGCUACUUCAAUAUGCAUGUAAUAAACUUCACUUUGAACAUAAUAGUAAGAUUUUACUUUUAUAUUUCAAGAUACCUAAAGGAAAAACAUGCCGACCUACAUUCCAGCUUGCCAAGGCAGAGAAACUAGUAUUUUCUGGAUGCACAAGUACACAAAAAUAUAGACCAACCUUUUGUGGAAUCUGCCUGGACAAGAGAUGUUGCAUACCCAACAAAUCUGUAAUGAUUACUGUGCAGUUUGACUGUCCAAAGGAAGGCUCCUUUAAGUGGAAGUUGAUGUGGAUUACAACUUGUGUUUGUCAGAAGACAUGCAAUGAUCCAGGAAACAUAUUUUCUGAACUCAAACUCUUGUAA
This is a messenger RNA of Podarcis lilfordi (Lilford's wall lizard), 1373 nucleotides long. Lineage: Eukaryota; Metazoa; Chordata; Lepidosauria; Squamata; Lacertidae. The record is from the annotation of a GenBank genome assembly.